Messenger RNA from Diplodia corticola, 1713 nucleotides. RefSeq names its product cyclohexanone monooxygenase. Bases 1 to 1713 code for a protein of 570 amino acids. NCBI's taxonomy places the organism in Eukaryota, Fungi, Ascomycota, Dothideomycetes, Botryosphaeriales, Botryosphaeriaceae. Gene Ontology annotation, molecular function: NADP binding; flavin adenine dinucleotide binding; N,N-dimethylaniline monooxygenase activity. The record is from RefSeq and is a predicted model, not a curated record. The transcript is spliced from 6 exons.
AUGCCCGAUUCGAAGCCUUGGCCCCAAGUUCCGGUGGGCAACGUGGACCACACACAAGCCGCCGUUGUGAUCGUGGGAUCCGGCUUCUCGGGCAUGUGUAUGGCGAUUGACCUGCUUAAGCGGAAUAAGUGUCAGAACUUCGUUAUUCUGGAAAAGGCCAGCGGAGUUGGAGGGACAUGGCUUGAUAAUAAGUAUCCUGGGUGCUGCUGUGACAUCUGGAGCUUACUAUACUCCUAUUCCUUCGAACAAAAUCCCGAUUGGACGCGCUUGUACCCGGGGCAGGAGGAAAUCCUUGGAUACCUUCAAGGCGUGGCUCAGAAGUACGGUCUCUACAAACAUAUCCGCUUCAAUAGCACCGUUGAAGAAGCGCGUUGGGAUGAGGCGGAGAAGAAAUGGAAAACCUCUGUGCGCGUCUCGGGCGACAAAGACGCAGAGUUUUCAGAAGGCUACACGAUCAGCUCCGACUUCCUGGUCUCUGCAGUUGGUCAACUAAACGUGCCGCAGUAUCCCAGAAUCCCAGGGCUAGAUGACUUCAAGGGCAAGAAGAUGCACUCAGCGCGGUGGGACUGGAGCUAUGGGCUGGAAGGGAAGCGGAUUGCAGUCAUCGGAAACGGGGCUUCCGCGGUGCAGAUAAUCCCAGAGAUUGCGAAGGUUGCGUCUAAAGUCACAGUCUACCAGCGGCAAGCCAACUGGGUAGUUCCGCGGCUUGAUAAGCCUGUCUCCCCGUUGAUGCGACUGGCGUACCGCUACGUGCCGCCCCUCCGGUGGCGUACACGGGCGUCGAUGAUGGACUACCGGGAGUCGUUCUACUCGGCCGUCUUUGACCGCGAGUCGGCCUUUGCCGAGCAGCUGCGGCAAUGGUGCCUCGGGUCGAUGCGACAGCACUUCCCGGGCCAGCCCGAGAUGUGGCAGAAGCUCACGCCCAACUACAGCCCUGGCUGCAAGCGCGUCAUCAUCUCGGACGACUACUACCCUGCUCUGGCACGCGACAACGUCUCGCUCGUCACGGAGCCGAUUAGCCACAUGACCGAGACGGGCAUCGCGGUGGAAGGCGGAGACGACGAGGAGUUCGACCUCAUCGUGCUGGCGACGGGCUUCCGAUCCGUCGAAUUCAUGCACCCGAUCAAGAUCACGGGGGCGCAGGGACAGCCGCUGUCGGAGGUAUGGAAGCAGGGGGCGUGCGCGUAUCUGGGGGUUGUGGUAGAGAGCCUGCCCAACUUCGGCAUCUUCUACGGGCCCAACACCAACCUCGGGCACAACUCGAUCGUGCUGAUGAUCGAAGCUCAGUCGCGGUACCUGAACGCCAUGGUUGCAAAGGUGCUGGAGGCGCGCAAGCAGGGCAAGCAGCUGGCGAUGCUGCCCAAGCCGGAGGUGGUGCGUAGGUUCAACGCGGAGCUGCAGCAGGAGCUGGAGAAGAGUUCGUUCGCGGACCCGAACUGCCAGAGCUGGUACAAGAACGACGAAGGCAAGAUCACCAACAACUGGAGCCAGACGGUGGUGGACUACCAGCACAAGCUGGAGACGGUGCACUGGGACGAGUUCGUCCUCGAGGGGUCUGGAGCGGACGUGGUGAACCAGAGGGACACCAAGGUCGGGCGCGUGGUCGAAGAGACGCGGGUGAGCAACACGACGAUUGCUUUGAGCGCGCUGAGCAUGCUUGCUGUUGCUGGCGGUUUUCUCGCAAGAGGCAACAUGCGGCUGAGGAUGCGAUAG